Molecule: messenger RNA, 1320 nt
Organism: Cucurbita pepo subsp. pepo (vegetable marrow)
Lineage: Eukaryota; Viridiplantae; Streptophyta; Magnoliopsida; Cucurbitales; Cucurbitaceae
Product: formiminotransferase cyclodeaminase-like protein
Molecular function (GO): transferase activity; folic acid binding
Source: RefSeq, a predicted model, not a curated record
CUCUGAAAACCCUCGGGCUAGACUACCGUCAAAGCCCGCCAAAAGCACCCCAAUUUGGAGACUGCGCGGAUAUCCCAAUGCCUAGAGAGGAUUGAGCUCUCUUGAUUUUGGCGGAAGAGAACCGCCCUCGUGGACAAGACCCCCUCUUUGCGAAAAUUGAAGCUACCCCAGCAGCCCCAACAGCUAGUGACCUGCAGUAAGGAGAAAGUAAUGUCAAAAUUGGCUCUUGCUUGCUGCAAGGUUUACAUAUCUGAAAGCAGAAACAAGGCUGCGCUGGAGUCCAUUGAACAAGCUGCCAAGCUCGUCCCUGAAGCACCCAUUAUCAACAAGUUCACGAAUGAGGUUUACAAUAGAGUUGGGUAUACCCUUGUUUCCAAGCUCCCAUCAAAGCCAUCUAUAAAGCCAUGUUCUCUGAGAAGUGCAGUCCUGAACAUGGUUAAGGCUGCAUUUUCGGCAAUCGACUUGGACUCGCAUUGUGGCAGCCACCCACGACUCGGAGUUGUAGAUCAUACAUGCUUAUAUCCUUUGGCCUUUGCUUCCUUGCACGAUGCAGCUGCAAUUGCAAAAUCUUUGGCUGCUGAUGUUGGAUGUGGUCUGCAAGUCCCAACAUUUCUAUAUGGAGCGGCUCAUGAAGAGGGAAGGAAGCUAGCAACGAUCCGAAGAGAGCUGGGUUAUUUCAAGCCAAAUUCUGAUGGCUUAUGGGCUGGAGGGAUGAAAUCAGAUUCAUUGCCACUAAAGCCAGAUGAGGGUCCAGCUGAAGCAAGUAAAGCAAAAGGCAUCGUCGUGAUAGGAGCAACAGAGUGGGUUGAUAACUACAACAUCCCGAUCUUCUCUACCGAUAUCGCCGCUGUUCGUAACAUUGCAAAACAAGUCAGUGAGAGAGGAGGUGGGCUUCCUUCAGUUCAAGCAAUGGCCCUUGCUCUUGAUGAAGGUGUGAUUGAGGUGGCUUGUAAUUUGCAACAACCAAGUAAAGUGGGAGGAAAAAUGGUUCAGCAGGAGGUUGAACGGCUUGCAGAAAGUGAGGGAUUAGGUGUGGGGAAAGGUUACUUCACAAGCCCCUCGCAAGAGGCUAUGAUAGAAAGAGAAAUAUGGACAAUCUAUGAAUCUAAAUGUGAAGCAUAAGAUGAACAAGAGGUUGAAAUUGAAGGACACGACAUCGGAACAUAAAGCAUAAUCUUAUCUAUUGCUGUUGAAUGUCCAAUGUAUGUAUGAUUCGCUGUUAUCCACAUCGCCAUCCACACACAGAUGACUGUUCAUUAUUUAAUGUAACUUUCAAGUUUAGGUUUUUAAUUUUCAUAUCUUAAAUAAAUUCUCGAAUUU